UAGAAAAUGAAAUCAUACUUCUUACUUCUGCUACUUCUUGGUCUUUCUCUCGCAGAAAAUCCAUUCUCUGGAGAAGAUUACGAAGCAGGUCUUAUUGAAAUCGCUGAAGGGGAUGAACUAUUCUACUGGCUAGUUAGAUCAAGAAAUGACAAAAAUAAAGAUCCCCUUGUCAUCUGGCUCAAUGGAGGUCCAGGAUCUUCUUCAGAACUUGGCUUGUUUUAUGAAAAUGGGCCAUGGAAAAUUAAUGAUGAUCUUACUUUGAGAACGAACGAAUAUUCUUGGAACGAAGUAGCUAAUGUUCUAUACCUUGACCAACCGAUUGAUGUAGGGUUUAGUAAAACAGAGCAUUACAAUCAUAUUCCUACUGAUGAAGAUGCAAUUGCUGAUGAUUUUUAUGUCUUUAUAACUCUCUUUCUCGAAAGAUUCCCUGAGUACAAAGGAAGACCAUUUUAUAUAACAGGAGAGAGCUAUGCCGGACACUAUAUCCCAGCAAUGACUGCGAGAAUUAUUGAAAAGAACAACUCUGACAUUAACAUUGUAGCUUCUGCUAUCGGGAAUGGAUGGGUGUAUCCAAGACUCCAAUACCCUGAAUACAGAACUUUUGCUGAUGAAAAUGAGCUUAUAAGUACCCUCCAUAGCUACCUUCUCAAAGCUGGAUUCUGGUUUUGUGAUGUUCUGAUAGGCACCAAGCUGAAAAUGGCAGCUUAUUCACAUUGUGAAUUCGUAGCUGAAAGCGUGGUCGGAUAUCCACCAGCCUUUAACAAUUAUGACAUUAGAGACAAAUGAGAGCAUGGAUGUUAUGACUUUAGCAAUCUAAAUAAACUCUUAAACCUGAAGGAAGUCAGACAAGCCAUCAAUAUGGAUGAUCGGAAGUAUAGGAGCUCAAGCAGCAGAGUUUUCUUUAAGAUGAGAAAAGAUCAGCUUGACAAUUUGUCUCCAAAGGUUAGAUACUCAUUGGAUAAUGGAGUCGGAAUGUUCAUUUACUCUGGAGAUCAAGAUUAUAUUUGUAACUGGAGAGGAGGAGAAGCCUGGACAAAUGAAAUCUUUUGGGAUGGUCAACAGAGAUUCAGAGCAGCCCAAUACCAGACUUGGUCAGUCGACGAUACUCCAGCUGGAGAAUUCAAACAGGAAGGCCAGUUCACUUUCUUGAAGUUCUAUCAAGCUGGGCAUUUGGUUCCAAUGGAUCAACCUAAGAACGCUUUGGAGAUGUUUAAAAAGUUCCUUGCUAGAGAAUUUUAG
Molecule: messenger RNA, 1239 nt
Organism: Moneuplotes crassus
Lineage: Eukaryota; Ciliophora; Spirotrichea; Euplotida; Euplotidae
Source: the annotation of a GenBank genome assembly